Messenger RNA from Diorhabda carinulata, 2240 nucleotides. Its product is annotated as titin-like. Bases 71 to 2101 code for a protein of 676 amino acids. The record is from RefSeq and is a predicted model, not a curated record. Lineage: Eukaryota; Metazoa; Arthropoda; Insecta; Coleoptera; Chrysomelidae. The transcript has 6 exons.
CACUUAUUAAUUAUUCAGUUCGCUUCUGCAUUUCAUAACGUCAAACAGGCACAUCGAUCUUGGUUCAAAAAUGUUCAAAUCUAAAGUUAUAUUGUUUUUUCUGUUAGUUACUCUCAGAUUGAGUAAUGGACAAAAUUUCCUUGGUGACUCCAUAGAAUUUAAUGCGCCUGAAAACUAUGAUGACUGGGAAGCCGAAAAUAUAUACAAUGAUAUAUGGGAUGAAGAGGAUCAGAUAUUUUCUGAACAAAAGUCAACUCAAAAUAUGCUCCAAAUGAUAUGUACGGAUUACGAUUUAAUAUACAUUGGUAAAUUGAUCGAUUGUGAAAAUAUCAAAAUUAAACACAAAAAAUUGGAUUUCACAAAGAAUCAUCAAAUCGGUAAAAGAGAAGUUAGUGAAGAUAAUCUGGAAGAAGGUUCCGGAGAUGACGCAGGUUUAGAAGACGAAGAUGACAUAGCGGAAAACGACAAUUUACCUUCUAAAACCCAAUCACUUUCGUUAGAACCAAGUGUGGAAACAAAACCAGAAGAGCUUCAAAAAUUAGAUGCUAAAUCAGAACAGGAACCACAAGAUGUAGAGUCUUUAGAUGAUAAGCAACCGAAUCUCGAAACUGAUAAAGAUGAUUUACAAACGGUUAAUGCUGUCGAAAACGAAAAAGCAAUCCAAGACGCUCAGUCAUUGAUUACACCAACUCAAGAUAAACAAGAAAACAAUGACUCUGUUGAUUUAGAACAAAUAGUACCAAAAUCUGAACAAGAAAAAGAUGAUGACAAUAAAUCAUUUAAAACUCAAUCAUUGAUCGUUCCAGAAAAACCAGAAUCAGCUCCUGAUAUGCCCGAAGACGACGAAACAACAAAAGAUACACUCAAACUAGAAUCCCCGGAAGAGAAAUCCCCAAAUUUACAGCCACCACAAGAAGAAAAAGUAGAAGAUACACAAAACGUUGAAGCAAAAAAACUCGAACCAAACCAAGACGAAUCACCUAAAGUUGAGCAAACUGAGAACGUACAACCAAUUGAAGAACCUAAAUCAGUCGAUUACUCAGUUGCCGAUGCUCAAGAAAAUAUUAGUUCUGUUUCUUCACUUUCUGAAGAUAAUAUUGAACCGAAAGGCGUAGAAUCAACCACAGCAAAUGGAAAACAAGAGGAAACAAUAGAAAAAUCGGAAAAAGAAAUUAAUAAUAAUAAAUCAUCAUUUGAAACUCAAUCUUUGAAAAUUCCAGAAACACCAGAAGCAAGUACAAAACUAGAGGAAACAUCCCCUGAAGAGAAAUCACAAAAUGUAGAACCUCUACGAGAAGAAAAAAUCGAAGAAACUCAAGACGUUGAAUCUUCAGAAAAACCAGGACCAACCCAAGAAGAUUUACCUAAAGUUGAACCGAUUGAUAACUUACAACCAAUUCAAGAAGCUAAAUCAGCUGAUGCUCAAGAAAACAAUAAAUCAUCGUUUGAAACUCAAUCACUGAAUAUUCCGGAAAUUCCAGAAUCCGUUUCAAAGGAUACGCAUAAACCUGAAGAAAAUAAAGAAGCAGCACCAACUCCUAAACCUGAAGAAGCGAAAACCGAAGGAGCAAAAGAAGAAAAGCCUAAAACGCAGGAAGUGGCAAAUCCUCAAGAGCCAAUUGUGGAAACAUCUAUCAAAGAUGAUAAAUCUAAAUCAAGUGAAACAGCAGUAAAAGUUGAAGAAAGUAAGAAUAAAAAAGAAGGUCAAGAAGAGAUUAACCCGCUUCAAAGUGGAAUUGCGAUUUUUAAAACUAACGCUAACAUGGAAGAUACAGAUAAGCAGUUGGCAAAAAGUAAAUCCAACGAAAGCAUUAAGUCUACAGCAACUGAUGCAGAAGAACCAAAAUCUGGAGCAAGUGAAACCCAAGAGACAAGUAAAAAGAAUAAUACUUUGCUGUUUGUAAUAUUCGGAGCAGUUUUAGUAGUAGGUGCAGCAGCUUUUGGUUAUAAUUUUUAUAAGAAAAGAAGCAACAGAGCCGUGGCAGUUAGUACCACGGCAAAUGGUACUUCGAGAACGGAUCCUGAGGAAGGUCGCGAGAUGAAACCUUUAAUGAAGUCACCCGAAGAGAAUAAUUCUGUUGAAUAUAAAGAUGAAAAAUGAUGUUAAACCAAAGAUUACGAGUGAACUUAGAUUUUUUGACAUUUCAAGUUGUGAGUUUUCACAUACAUUUUACCAUAGACUGUUUUUAUACAUAAUUUCUAGAUAGCUUAUUAAAAAGUGCAAAAGGUUUUAUUACAAA